CAGUCCUCGUGGAGUUCUGGGACACGAAGGUUUCGCGCGAUUCGGCAGUGCUGUUGCAAUAAUCUUUCCCACGGCCGAAUUUUUAACUAUUUUUCAAUUUCUUAGCUUAUUAUCACUCAUCUAUAAUGAAAACGAUAUGACAGUGGUUUGUGAUAUAAGAUGAGAUAAGAUAAGAUAAGAUAAGGCGCUAUGAGAUAUAAACAGCAUGCGUGAGUUGUUCGGGUACAAUAAGGAAAGCAAAUUUUGAAAGAAACUCCUCUCUCGUUCAAUCCGCGCGAAAAUAAAGUGCCUUAAUUUGACUGUGACUCGGCGCGUAGUUUCACAUCCAAUGUGCGAUAUGCGAUUGUUUCCGAACAUCAACUAGAUCUCUUCCAAGAUGGAACUGUAUAAACGAAUUUGUGCUAUUUUAUGUUUAUUAUGCGUCGCGCGUGCGUCCGAGGAGCCGCCGAGGAAAAUUACCGGGUUCAAUGAGGGUCCUUUGGCGUACGUUGAUCUUUCGAGAAUCCAAAUUCAGAAAGCCGAUGGACAAUUCGACGAACAAUUCACGGAUAAGUCUCGCGACAAGAGAGCUCUUGGCCUUCUUCUAUCAGGUCUGGCUCAGAUCUUUGGAUACACGGUGACUCCGAUUCAAUUCGCCUCAUUGCCAAACCCGAGUACCGCGAGACCCGCCGCAGUCGCCAAUUCGUCCAUGAUGGGUAAUGUCACGAAACAACAAGCCGCGUCGUCUCGGCCUGCUGCGAAUACCACUGUGCCGAGACGACAAGAAACUAUCAGGUUUACUGGUGUAUUGAAUUUCGGCAAUAAUUCGGACAUUCUAGGACACCUCCGGCAAUACGAGCAAAUGUUUCACGGUUCUCGAAAUAGUACGAUGACGCCCAUGAUGACGACGUCGCGACCCAAGCCAGCUCCGAUGCCAAUACCUCCUGCCAAACUUUCGAUAGAUCCAAGAACGAACACGCAAACGAAGCCGCCUCUGUUGGCACCGUUCUUCGUCAAGAUUCCGCUGCCGAUCGCACCCGAGCUUCUGCCAGCUGUGCCUAUCGAGGAUCUCGGGUUAUCCUAUCCGAAUCCAGUUUCCAUUGCAAGUGGUUCAAAGGAGGAGACGGAAACUCCGGUUCGGAAAGAGCAAGAGACGGUAUACAGGAGUAACGAGGAUACAGAGCGAUACACGGUGGAAGAUAAAGAUAUUUACGAUGAGAAGGACGUAAAGAAACCGAUGGAUAAGUAUACCCAUCAGUUAUACGUCGAUGACCCAAGGUGGAAGAAGCAACAAGAAGAGAGAACCAACGAACUGCUACGCAAGCAGGAAGAACGCGUCGAGAAGCUAAAGCAGCAGGAGAAGGAGAGGAAUUGCAACAAGACACCUCAUCACAGUGAAGAAGAAAGAAACGAGAGAUACCGAAACCGUGAAGAGGAAAUCGAUAAUCGAAAUCGAGACUACGUUCCUAAACAUGAGACAGAAGAAAGAAGACCAGUGUAUAUUAAAAACGAUGAUGAAGUUGAAGGCUCCGCGGAAAGAUCCAGAGAACAUGUCGAUCAUAUGAAUCUCUCAAACGAGCCCUCAAAGCGGCCACCAAAAAAAGAGGAAAUUGAAGAUUAUCCGAGUUACGACGAUGAUUCUAACAAGCAGUUUAACGGAUACAAACAAGAGAAUUUGAGAGAACCUGAAAAUUUCGACAAGUACGUAGAAGUGUACAAUCAGCAGUUGCCCAUCGGCGACUAUUUCCACGAGGGCAAUCCCGAAGUGCUUCGCGACAGCUACGGCGAGGUAUUGGACAAUAAAAAGCUUAAGGACGACAGAAUUGCCGGUUAUAUAAGCAUGUUUAAGCAACCGUACGUUCCAGCUGAUCCGUACGACUCGCAGAGAGCUCACCCUGAAGACGCGUCGAGAGAAGAGACUGAAAAGGAGACAUCUGCCGAGGAUGGUUACGACGAGCAUUUAGUUAGAUUACAGAAGCUCAGGGAGGAGUACGCCUUACCGGAGAAUAAAUAUGAAGAGUAUGACAUAAAUGACGAGGGUGAAGCGGACCGAGACGACAGAGAGAGCGAGCGGAUCCAGAACCGCACGUCGGUAAGAUCGGGAAGACCUAAAACGGGUCGUUUUCGUGGCGAGAAGGAGAAUAGUCGGACGAGAACGCCAACUGGAUCAAACGGAAACGAAGCUACGAACGGACUUCGAACGCGCGAUGACGAUGCCGCGAGAUCGGAGAAGACACGGGAAGAGGUGAAUUUUGCGAGAUAUGUGCCUCUGGUUGUGCCCAUCCGCUAUAUCGACGUCAACGACAAACUCCAGCAAGCGACUACGCGACAACUGAACUAUAAGAAGGCAGACAAAUCAACGGACAGCCGGUUCAGCGAGGAUAAUGUCGAUCCGCAAACAGCGAUCUCCAAAGAGAAGCUGACUCCGCUGAUCGGUUUGCCCAUGGAAAGACCACGACAAUUGCACGAAGGCGAGCACAAGGAGUUGCAGAUAUGGCCGCCGCCUUUUGACUACGCCUACGACAACACGGAACCAGCUAAGACUAUCGUUCCGCCAAAUCUACAGGACGGAAUCUAUGCUCCGAAUUAUUAUCAAUAUGUUGUUAAAAAUAUUGCUACGCAAGACGCGAAAGAUAAGUCUUCGGAACAGCCCUCCGGAUAUGUCGUGGUCGUUGGUAAUCCGACAUAUCCAUAUCGAUAUCCCUACAAUAUUUAUUAUUUCUCCAACGAAGCUGUUGGAAAUUCACAGAAUCAAGUUCCUCGCGCGAACGCCGAGGUUACGCAUCCGCGAGACCAAGUCUACGUUGCUCGACAAAGCGCCAAUCGACAAUUUGUCCAAGUGAAACCUAAUCUCACUGAAUAUAAUCUGAAUGAGACCGCAAAGAGUCCUCACGGCUAUUACCAGCCUCAAGAGGUCCCAACGAAUGUUCUCGAUCGUUACAGGUACACUUUAGGAGAACGCACUCAUCAAGCUGGAGAACUGGUCGAUAAUAUUGACAUAAGAACUCAAAUUCCUAAUACAGAGAACUGGUCGAACAGGAUAUAUCGGCCGCCAGAUAACAGAGUCGAGCAAUCUCCUCAUCGGCCGAUCUUCGCACAGCUGCAGAACAUUGCGUCUUUGAAUGUGCAGAAUGUGCAGAGGGGACCGUUGCAAAGACCGCGGCUUCCACAGCUGUUGAGAAGACGAAGGAAUGUGCAGCCAGAGGAUGGCAGCGAAAAUGAUGAAGAGGCGGAAGUCGCGCAACCGAAGAACAAGCCGUUUGAUGAUCCGCAAAGCGCUCACGAUUUCUUCGGCUUUAGCAAGGACGAUUAUAGUUUCGGAAGCGAAAGCAGCGACGCGACGAAAGAGAAUGGCAAAACUGCGGGGGAGGAAUCGGACGAGUUCGUUUCAGCGGAACCGAUCGCUUAUCAUCACGAUGACGAAAGUACGAAACACAUCGAUGAAGCGGAAAAUGAUAUGGAGAAAGCCAAAGUCAGGGAGUAUCGUAAUAAAGUGGCGACCUUGAGAGUGUCGGAGCGGCGGCAAUUAAAGCCAAACGGACCGAUCCACUACAUAGACUUUAUACGCAAUAUUUAACCCUAGUGUUACGAAUAAUGUUAGAAAUAACUUAAGUAAAUUGUACGCUGUUGAUCCUUCAAUUUUGCGUCAUUAAUAAGGCCCAAAUUUUUACGGUACAAAAAAUUCGUCACAUGUUUCAUACAGCAUUUAUUGCUGGCAUGAGGAUUUCAAGUUUUAUUUUAUUUUAUUUUAAAAGGUGCAUUUCCUUGUUUGAAAAUAACGUAAAAUGUAAUAUAGAAGAAUAAGAAAUAUAUAAUUUAGUAUAUUAACAAAUUAUAUUAAUAAUAAUAAUAGUAAUCUAUGUGAAAUGAAAGCAUACACUCGAAUACGUGCUAAUAAGAAUACAUUUAAAAAAA
Molecule: messenger RNA, 3894 nt
Organism: Pogonomyrmex barbatus (red harvester ant)
Lineage: Eukaryota; Metazoa; Arthropoda; Insecta; Hymenoptera; Formicidae
Source: RefSeq, a predicted model, not a curated record